Molecule: messenger RNA, 993 nt
Organism: Triplophysa rosa
Lineage: Eukaryota; Metazoa; Chordata; Actinopteri; Cypriniformes; Nemacheilidae
Gene: ybey
Product: ybeY metalloendoribonuclease
Exons: 4
Coding region: 345-896 (183 amino acids)
Biological process (GO): rRNA processing
Molecular function (GO): metalloendopeptidase activity
Source: RefSeq, a predicted model, not a curated record
AUGUACGUUACAUACUCUUCUUUUGAAAUUUUCUCCGACCUGUUGUCACGUGAGUGUUUGUUGACGCUUGCGCAGCAGCGGCUUGGCUUUAAAUCAAUGGACGGUGUGCUAGGAUAAAUGACCGGGAUCACGAGGAGUUAGGGAAAACUUCCUUAUCUUUUGUAAUACUUAUACAUAAUACUUUCCCGAACGGAGUUAGUACCUGCUGUCCUGUCUGUAGGCCGCACAGUAAAACGCGUUUAAUACAGUCAGCUCGUGAACGGACACGAGCGCCACAGAAAGUCUCCCCAGGGAAGUCAGAUGAAAACACUUAGUGCUGUAUUAUACAUGUAGUAUUUAUUUAUAUGAUGGGUGUAGUAGUGAGGAAUCUACAGAGUGUGGUGUCUCUGAGACGCGCGAGACUGAGAGCAGAUGUCGAAACACUGAGACUGAUCUUCGGUGUCCAGAGGUUUGACAUGAGCGUCAUAUGCGUGGACAACCGCAAGAUACAGAGAAUAAACCACGUGUACAGGAGACAGAACCAACCCACAGAUGUGCUCUCAUUCCCUUUCCACGAGGACCUGAGGCCUGGCAAACUGCCGUACGCCCUCCACAGAGAUGAGUAUAAUUUAGGGGACAUCUUCUUAGGGGUAGAAUAUAUAAUCCAACAGUGUAAAGAGACAUCUCAGGACCUUCACGAGACCCUUGCAAUAGAUUCAUUUAUAAUGUACAGUUGUACGUCCUGGCUUCUCAUGACACAGGUGGUCACAGCACAUGGAAUCUGCCACUUACUUGGAUACAGACAUGAAACUGAGGAAGAGUGGAAUGAGAUGCUACAGAAGGAAAGUUACAUUCUCAGAGAGUUCAACAGGAUAACAGGCAGCCGACUGGAACCCCUCACAAAGAGAUGCACGUAACACAUGCACUAUGGCUACUGGAAACAUAUGAUUCUUGUACACUGAAAUGAACCCAAGCCACAUGUGUUUUUCUAAAUAAACUUUAUUUUAAAAUGUG